AUGGUGAUCGAUAUUAAAAUGUGCCGUUUCGAGAAUGUGCCUUGGGGGUUUCGUUUAGUGGGCGGUGCAGAUUUCGAAUUUCCGCUGACGGUCGUUAAGGUCAACGAGGGCAGCAUUGCUGAGGAGGCUGGAAUGCGUGAAGGUGACGUUAUUGUGCGCAUUAAUGACACCGCCACUUCUCCACUCUCGCACGAUGAGGCAGACAAAGUUAUAAGGCAUUGUGGAAAUGUAUUCUACAUCGGUGUGCAACGUGAAGGCGAGGAUGAAUUGGUGCCGAAGAUGUUUCCAGUUUUGGGUCUCGAACGUUCUCCUACCCCCCAAGAUUUUCUCGAUGUGAGUGGACGUAAAAGUCCUUUACCCCGUCAGUUAGAGGAUUCCGCAGAAUCACCAACCGAAUAUUUAUCCGAUUUGCCGGAACGCCCAUCUUCGGUACUCUCAGAACAAACGGAAAUUAAGUUGGUAGAAGAAGAAAUUGCAGCAGUGCUUUCUGGUGAAUCAGAGGUUCUUAAGGAGCACAACGUAAUUGGCGUAAAUUUCUAUAGAAUAUUUCCCAAGCCGGGUGUAUGUAUGACAAGCGAUGUAUUGCGGACUCUCAAUGCGGACGCCACGAAAACUAAAGCAGAAAAGGAUAAAGAAAAUAAAAAGUGGUCGACUUUUCUAGUGAAACCUGAUCGUCCCGUACCGAAAAGUAAGGAACAAAUCGAAGCAGAGCGUAGAGCGGCUAAUGCAUACAAAGUGAAGAUUGUCGUGUCAAGAUCACGUUCGCCAUCGCCGAUGCCGCAGCCGCCAGAGGCAAUACAUCCAGUGGAAACAAAGCCCUCGACAGUCAUAGAAAAGCAACCGUCACCGCCAAAAUUUGAGGAAGUUGAAGAACCGCCACCAAAGGACAGUGAGUUGCCCAAUUUGGAAGAAGUAAAAAUUGUAGUAGAGCCACCAGCUGAGGAGAACGAGCAACCACAAGUAGAGGUAGAAAAUCAGCUAAAAACGAUGGAGGAUAGCAUUGUGGAAAGCAAGGAGGAAGUGCAGGAAACUAAGAGAGAACUUUCCCCACCAAACGAAACGACAGCACCGCCACCAUCAGCAGUCGAACAGAGCGCUGAGGAGUCUGCCACCACUAAAACAACAAAUGCAUCCGCUGAACCCAACGUCCCAGAGUUACAACAACGCGAAAAAACCGAAGAAGAGCUUGCACUCGAACGGCAACUUGCCGAUGUGCAACGUCAACUGGCUGCACUCUCCUCACUGCCAUCCACCAUUCAAGCCACACUCGAUUCAGUUACAAAGCAGUUGGCGACACUGUUGCCAGCUUUCCAAUUGCAGACAGUGACGACUCAAGCGCAGCGGGUAGACACUUCAGUUGCAGCCGAGACUCGAUCUAUAAGUUUGGAAAAGAUUGAGGAAAUCACUGAAGUGACAAAAACACAAGAAGCACCCAAUCCGGACUCUACCUGCACUAAGGGCGAUAUCGUAACUACUGAACCGGUUACUGUUGAAGCAAAAGAAAAUGCCAAUACUGCAGUUUCUGCUUUGGAUGAUGUGAAGAAACAGGAGGCAAGGCAAAAUAAAGAGGAUAUGCAAAUAAUGGAAGAGGAGCAGAAUGCGAAAAAACAAAAGCGUAACGAUGUCAUUGAGGAGCUCGAAGAGCAGUUGGAACGUAAAAACAAUCCACGUCGUUCGAAACGUGCCUUUGGGCCAUUAACACCAUCCUCGGAACGGCCACUAGUAUUGCCCGGUGGUAGGCGUUGGUAUCGGCCCAAAGAUGCUUACAAUGAUGAAUUUAUAGCGGAAACAUUAAGUGCACAAGCGGAACUCAUAACUGGCACAACAUUGGGUUGUACUUUUGAAAGUCCAUUGCUCGGCUACGAUCCAAGAGUCAACUUCAUGAAGUAUCAAAAGCCUGAAAAGAAAAUCGACUUGAAUAGAAGUGAAGUUUACAAAGUAAUUCAUCACUUGGACCGACAGCCAGUGCGCGGCAUUGAAGUUCGGCCACCCGUGGUGCCGGCUGAAGUGGAUAUAAGAAAGGUGGCAUUGCAACCGUAACUUGCCACACCCGGUAGCCUUUACGCGCGGAUGGCACACAAGCGUGUAAUGCGAGAUGUAUGUAUGUAUGUAAAGCUAAACUCCAGCUGGAAUGUGUACGCAUGCUAAUAUCAAAACCAUGUUUUCGCUAAACUCAACAACUUUGGUAGGAUGAACAAGGGGCAAAAACCGCAAACCGCAAGCUGAUGCGUACACCAGCAAAACAACCAAACAGCCAGCCAUUUUCAUGCGAGUAUUCGCGACUAGAAACCUCAAAUACCCAGAUGCCUUGUGUGUCCUGCGCCAAUGCAGAAUUCUAAUUUAACUUUCAUGUAGUUGCAGAUUUUUUUUCUUCAUGUUGAUAC
Molecule: messenger RNA, 2384 nt
Organism: Anastrepha obliqua
Lineage: Eukaryota; Metazoa; Arthropoda; Insecta; Diptera; Tephritidae
Product: titin-like
Exons: 9
Coding region: 1-2040 (679 amino acids)
Biological process (GO): actin cytoskeleton organization; muscle structure development
Cellular component (GO): adherens junction; filamentous actin; stress fiber
Molecular function (GO): actin binding; muscle alpha-actinin binding
Source: RefSeq, a predicted model, not a curated record